Anolis carolinensis (green anole) is the source of this 7223-nucleotide messenger RNA. It is a transcript of the gene il1rapl1, whose product is annotated as interleukin 1 receptor accessory protein like 1. The transcript is spliced from 12 exons. Gene Ontology annotation, molecular function: interleukin-1 receptor activity. Gene Ontology annotation, biological process: signal transduction; negative regulation of exocytosis. Lineage: Eukaryota; Metazoa; Chordata; Lepidosauria; Squamata; Anolidae. The record is from RefSeq and is a predicted model, not a curated record. Bases 1859 to 4045 code for a protein of 728 amino acids.
GGUGAGAAUGUGCCUGUGUUUUUUUAACUGUAUUUUUUAAAAAAAUCACCAUGCAGUUGUUGAACAUCUGCAAAUAUGCCUUUGCACUAAAAAAAAAAAAAUCUUCAUUAGAUCCACCUUGCAGCUCCUGUGUUGUUUUAAGGGGCAAGAGUUUGUUACCUGGAGAGUUAAAGGGAGGGCGAGGAUAAGGUAUGUAUGUGUUGAAAAAAAGGGGAAAAAUAGAUGGAUGGCUGGAGAGAUAGUUCUUCCUUUCCUCUUUUUCUCUCUGUUCCCACACAGUUCAGAGAGUUCGCAGAAAGAAGAUCCCAUGGCAACAGCGAGGCCCCCAGUUUGCUUUUUUUUUUCCUCCCCAGAAUAAAUAAGGAAAGGUGGGCAGAGCUCUUCAACGCAGCUGAUGCGAUUCGAACUCGCACCUCUGGCGUUUCCUCCCGGCAAUUGGAGCUUCCCGACCCUCCCUCUCUGAAAAGGGGGGUGAGGUGGUGUUGGCGAGGGAGGGAAGGGAAGGAGGGAGACCACAGCAAGGCUGGUCUCACUGGGCACCACUGGGCACGACUGAUCUCUCCCCCCACGCCUUUGCCCCCACCCCACCGCGCCCCAUACCCCCCUCUGCUCCCCCCUGGAGGCUUCUUUCGAGCCAAGCGUCGUGUGUGUGGACGGGCGAGUGCCAGUUCCUCCAUUGGGUGGCAGUCACACUAUCUCCUUUAUGACUUGCAGCAGAGCCGGGCGUGCAUUCAACCCGACGAGCCGAUCUUGUCGAAACACUGGGAUCGUUUAUGCAUUGCAGUUCCUCGCUGGCUCCGUCGCCGCUGCCCUCCUUGGGUGAAAAAAAUAUAUAUAACAUUGGGGCUGGAUCGCUUGGAUGCAUCGCGGAUUUUGCCCCCUCCGAAACAGAUCUGCAACUCGCCGGGCCGGAGGGCAAGCCUGGGAUUCCCUUGACCCCUUUUCCUUCCUCUUUGGGUCUGGAAACAUAUUCUCAUUUUUUUCUUCUUCUUUUAAAUCCCGUGCAAAGUGAGAGUUUUAGGACCCAGGAGACAUCCUUGGGAAAGAGCAAGGGCUGUGUGCUCUCUCUCUCUCUCUUGCCUACAUAGCUGUACAGUACCAGGAAAAACCCCGUCGGAUCUGCGAUUCGAGGAUACUUGCGAACGAUCCAUACGGGAUUAUGUGGUUUUGAUUCUUCUUCUUAUUUUGGAGUCUCUUCCUUCCUUAUGGCUGCUUGGUGGGAUCGGCGUUUUUCCUUGCGCGCUGAGUAGGUUUGGAGGGGGAAAAGGCUCCAUGCUCUGGCUGCGGGACUCCUCCUCUCGCCUUGGACUUGGAGGGUUAUCGAUGCUUUCGUCUUGCUUUGGCCCCUUCUAGCGAGAUUCCCCCCGAGAUCCCCCACCCACCCCAACAUCUCUUUUGGCCCUCCCUCCCUCCCUCCCUCUCUCCGUUGGAAUCCUCUCUUUCCCACCUGGAUCGUACCAUCCUCGGCGCCCCAAACCUGGCCACUUUGCGAACUCGCGGGAGGCAAAAAAAGCUUGCCAAGGAGAAGGGUCUCUCUGGGCUCUAGAUGGAAUUAUCCGCUUGGAUGGUGAACUUGGCACUUGUGAAUGGGCAUCGCUUUCCUCGUCUUCAUUGCUAGCAAAGAAGUGGGGGGAAAAGAAGGGGAAGACGAAGGAAAAGGAGGAAGAGAGAGGGACAAGGCGCGCGAGGGAAAGAAGCUGGAGGAGUUUUUUUUCCUCCCCUCCCUAAAAUACCCCCCGCCAAAAUCGUGGAUUCCCUGACUACGCAUUGUGAUGACCAGCAAUUACCUGACUGACUGAUAUCAGGAGAAGACUCUUUUGCCAGACUGUGGUGGGGAACAGACUUGGAGAACUGGAAGAUGAAAGCUCCUAUUCCUCACUUAAUCCUCUUGUAUGCUACUCUUGUUCAGAGUUUGAAGGUUGUGACCAAAAGAGGCUCAGACCAAUCUUUAAAGCCCCAUGAAAAUGCAUCUUAUGAAAAAGACUUUUUGAUUCUGGAAAUGAACACAUCCUUUCCCCCUGCCCGCUUUAUUCCAGCGGAUGGAUGUACUGACUGGUCAGUGGAUUACAAGAAGUAUCAAGUCUUAGUGGGAGAACCUGUUCGCAUAAAAUGUGCACUGUUUUAUGGAUAUAUAAGAGCAAAUUACACCCUGGCACAAAGUGCUGGACUCAGUUUGAUGUGGUACAAAAGUUCUGGACCUGGAGAUUUUGAGGAACCUAUAGCUUUUGAUGGAACUAGAAUGAGCAAAGAGGAAGAUGCAAUUUGGUUUCGCCCAACACUGGCACAGGACAGUGGACUUUAUGCAUGUGUCAUAAGAAACUCUACUUACUGUAUGAAAGUAUCCAUUUCGCUGACAGUGGGGGAAAACGACACUGGUCUCUGCUACAAUUCAAAAAUGAAAUACUUUGAAAGGGCUGAACUUAGCAAAAGCAAGGAAAUCUCAUGCCCUGACAUACAGGAUUUUUUAAUACCAUAUAGAGAGCCUGAAAUUCUAUGGUAUAAGGAAUGUCAAGUCACAAUCUGGAGACCAAGUAUUCUGUUCAAAAGGGACACUCUUGUUAUCAGGGAGGUCAGAGAAGAUGACAUUGGAAAUUAUACUUGUGAAUUAAAAUACGGACUGUUUUCUGUGAGAAGGACGACAGAAUUAACAGUUACAGCACCAUUGACGGAAAAACCACCAAAGCUUUUGUACCCUUUGGAGAGUAAACUGACAGUUCAGGAAACACAGCUGGGUCAUUCUGCUAAUCUCACCUGUCGAGCAUUCUUUGGAUACAGCGGUGAAGUCAGCCCUUUAAUGUAUUGGAUGAAAGGCGAAAAGUUUAUUGAAGAUUUGGAUGAAAGUCGGGUUUGGGAAAGCGAUAUUAGAAUUCUUAAGGAGCAUCUUGGAGAACAGGAAGUUUCCAUCUCAUUAAUUCUUGAUUCAGUGGAAGAAGGAGACCUCGGAAAUUAUUCAUGUUAUGUUGAAAAUGGAUAUGGCCGCAGACAUGCUACUGUUGUUCUUCUCAAAAGGGAGCUGAUGUAUACAGUUGAGCUUGCUGGCGGGCUUGGUGCUAUUCUGCUACUACUUGUUUGUUUAGUGACUAUCUACAAGUGCUACAAGAUUGAGAUUAUGCUAUUCUACAGGAAUCAUUUUGGUGCUGAAGAACUUGAUGGAGAUAAUAAAGAUUAUGAUGCAUACCUGUCAUACACCAAAGUGGAUCCUGACCAAUGGAACCAAGAAACCGGGGAAGAAGAACGAUUUGCUCUUGAGAUCUUACCAGAUAUGCUUGAAAAGCAUUACGGAUACAAAUUGUUCAUUCCAGAUAGAGAUCUUAUCCCAACUGGAACAUACAUAGAAGACGUGGCAAGAUGUGUAGACCAAAGCAAGCGAUUGAUUAUUGUAAUGACUCCAAAUUAUGUGGUGAGAAGAGGCUGGAGUAUCUUUGAACUGGAAACAAGACUUAGAAACAUGUUGGUUACAGGCGAAAUUAAAGUGAUCCUGAUUGAAUGCAGUGAACUCCGGGGGAUUAUGAACUACCAGGAGGUUGAGGCCCUGAAGCAUACUAUCAAGCUCUUAACUGUUAUUAAAUGGCAUGGCCCUAAAUGCAACAAGUUGAAUUCCAAAUUCUGGAAACGUUUACAGUAUGAAAUGCCUUUUAAGAGGAUAGAACCCAUCACACAUGAGCAGGUUUUAGAUGUUAGCGAGCAGGGGCCCUUUGGGGAACUGCAGACAGUCUCAGCAAUUUCCAUGGCUGCUGCUACCUCUACUGCUCUUGCCACUGCCCAUCCCGACCUGCGCUCCACCUUUCAUAACACAUACCAUUCCCAGAUGCGCCAGAAACACUAUUACCGAAGCUAUGAAUACGACGUACCUCCUACUGGCACCCUGCCUCUUACCUCAAUAGGUAACCAGCAUACUUACUGCAACAUCCCUAUGACACUUAUUAAUGGGCAGAGGCCACAGACAAAAACUAACCGAGAGCCGAAUCCCGACGAGGCUCAUACAAACAGUGCAAUCCUGCCACUCUUACCACGGGAAACCAGUAUCUCAAGUGUCAUUUGGUGACAUCAGUGCAAGGGGGAAUUUGGCCCCCUUGUGUAGAAAUGAAGUCUGCAGUCUGGUGCCUGGAACUACAUCCUCGACUGCUGCUGUUACACAUGCAUUACAAUCUAUGAAAUAUGAGGAAAAACAGGGUCUUGUACAUAUGUUUUUUGCAAAAUUCCUUUGUAGCAUCAGUCUUCCUGUUUUACCCAUGUCUCUUGCCAUUCACAUUUUGACUUUGUUUUAUAUGUCAUUGGGAUUUGUAUAUUUACAUUUUUAAACAAAAGAGGGGAAUGAAGAGACUGCUGUAUAGGAAAAAAAUACCUUUUGCUUCAUUAGUAUAGUUUGAGUUGCUUGGAUUUUAUUUUUAACAUUUCUUGGAAUGCCUGGACAAAAUUCUGUUGAAUCCAGAUGCACUCUCUGUUUUGUUGGUUUACCUAGCCUGAUAUCCAGAGGCUAUGUUUGCAGAAAUUCACCGAUGUAUGUGAGUGAGUGUGAGCACUUGUUAGGAGGACCCUAUGGAAAAUUCAUAGUCCUUUCCUCAUUUAUUCUCUCACUACAACCCCUAUCCCUUUAUCUCAUCUUUUUUAUCACCCCACACAGAGUGAAAUUACAGAUGGUCUAAUUGUCUAACAUUUCACAUAGUAAAUAGUUGUGGGAAAACAAAUAAAUAAAAAUCCCCAGUCUGUAUCACUUGCUUCACAAUAACCACUAUGAUCACUAUGGAAGAUGUAGAAAGAAAAUAGGAGUUUCUGUUUUUAUUUUGUGAGUUGACUGUAUUCUUUUUAUAGAGAGAAAACAUGUCGACUCAGAUUCAUUCACUUCCUGAGAAAGUGUUGGAUGUGUUUGUGACUCUUCCCACCCUCCUUUUGUGGGGGUUUCAUUGCUUUCUUUUCUUGCUUUAAAUUCUUCAAAUAAGAUUAUUUACAUUUGUCAGACAAGUAAGGCAAUAGGCACUGAAGUGCACUAAAUCCCACAGAGAUUUAUGGUGAUGGCUUCCAAACCAAAGGAAAGCAGAAGGACAGAAUCUAAUAUAGUUUGUCACAUUGUAUUAAAAAAAAAAAGAAAUGCUGUCUGUUAAGAAGUAUGAGAAUACUUGUUUGCAGCCAAUUUUUGAGUCCUCGUGUAUAUUAAAAUUUGGUCAUCAACUUUUCUUUUCACAGAUAUAUCCAGAAUUCAUACCCUCCAAUAUUUCACAGGUAAAAACUGGGACAUAUGUGGCCAAGAAUCACAGUGUGGUCAAGAUAUCAAAGGUUAUUAAUAUGGAAAACACACUAACCUAGAGAUGAUGCAUCAGUUUGCUUUUGCCUGUGUGUACUGGGAAGGGCAAGAUUCCUCUCCUUCCUUCUUCCCCUACUGUGCUGAGUACAAAUUACUUUGGGCACUCUAAACUCAUUUUUCAACAACUGAAAUAAUCUGAUGAGAAAGAUGGAAAGUGGGAGGAAGAGACAGAAACUGGGGUAUUUUAUACGAAGCUGAAAAAGUGGGAUGACAGUGAAUUAAUUGUUACUGACCCUGAAAAAUCAGGAGAGUUGGAGGGUAUGAGAACUUAGCAUACUUUUUAAAUUCAUUUUUUGAAAGCUUGUAAUAAUAAUUUAGAAGUUAUUUUAAAUUCUAAGGUUGUUUAACAGAGAUCUCAGGAGGUUGCAAAAGUAAAUACCAACAAACAUCAAUAUUUUAUACAAGAUUAAUAUUUAAAUCAGACCCAGAAAUGUUGGAAACAAUUAAUGUUAUUGAAUAAAAUAAACUAGUUUUAUUUUAAAUGUAUGAUUUCAUCUUUAAAAAGUUGCAGAAACAGCAUGCAUCUUGGCUUUGGGAAUUAUUCUUUGCUUCAUGCUCAGGAGUGAAUUUUGCCUAUAUUCAAUGCAAUGAGAGUUUGUCAACGAAAUUAACAUAAUAAGGAUUUAUGUCUUCAUUCACUUAGUGCAAACACAAUCUGCAUUAAUAACUACACAAACUGGCAAAGCAGCUAUCUUUCGUAUAAGAACAUCCAAGGAAAAAUACUAGAGUAUUAGAUUAAUAUAUCAAUAGAAUAUUGGGAGCUCAUUUCUAAAUGUGGAAACUGAUGCAGUAGAACAUUAAUGUUCAGAGGAGAAUGUCAACAAAAUGCAAGAAUAUAGCCACUGGCAACAUCUAUUUGAAAAGACUGAUGCCGCUUCUAUUGGAAAGAAUUUUCCUAAACAGCUGAGCAUUUAUGACCACUCUAACGGAUACUAUGUGUUUUGCACUACUUGUCAUCCUUUUUAAAAGUUCAUUGAUAUUUUUGGUUUAGAUAAAACAGAAUAUGGUAAAAUAAUGUGUAACCUACUUUAUAGGAAUAUGUGUGGCCUCUGUACUUGAUGUAUAACCAAUCCCAUGCUGCAACUAGCAAAAAAAAAAAAAGAGAAACAUCUGCAAACAAGGAACAAAGAUAUCUAGGAUAUGCAUUAACUUUUAUUUACCUAAUGAUAUUUAUUUCUGUGACAAAUGCUCAGGUCUUUUUCUAAUAACCUGUUAAAUUUGUCAGUUGUACUCACCUUUUCUUCCACUCUUAAAAAAUCCCUGGACACAUGUGCCAAAUAAUUCACACCAAGCAAAUAAAGCUGCCAAGACUGAAACAAUAUGAAAGCCACUUUGCACAGUUUAUUCUUUUAAAAUUAAGAUGAUAGUUAUUUAUUAUAUACACCUGCCAGGUAUUCCUUAAUGGCCUUUAGACAAGAUUCCAGAUCUCAGAUCUUCCUUUCCAGAUAUUUUACCACUUAAAUCUGGAUUGUGCAGUAAGUAGAAAACAUUGUAAUCUGACCACAGUCACAUGGUAGACAUUAGCAAGAUUGGUUUCUUUUUCUUCCUUUUAAAAUAGUUCCAACAAUAAUAGUUAUUUUCUUCUAUUUUUCAUGUAGAUUUAAGCACUUUGAAUAGCAUGAUUCAGGGAUUGAUGGAUACUAUUUGAUAUUCACAUUACUUAAAGAUUUUUUUAUAAUGCUUUGUCAAAUUAUUAAAUAAAAACAAACAAAUGAGAAAUAAAUUGAGUGUGUGUGAGAGACAGAGACACUAAAUAAUUGGAGAAGUCCAAAUUUGGCUUCAGAAACAUUCCACCCAAAUAUUCCUCUUCUAUAAACAGCACUGUGUGAGAAAUAGUAAAGGAACUGUCAAAUGUUCACGUACUACUCAAUGUUCAACUAAAGUUCUGUUAGAACACAAAAUAAAAAGAAAAAAUGCCCUA